GUUUAUAUAAGAAAGGGAAAAAGUAACAAAAAAUUAUAUAUAUAAAAAAGGAAAAGCAAAGCUCUUCUUUUGUCAAUUUGUUUCAUUUCCAAGCAAAGGAAAAGAAAGACCUUAGACUUUUAAUUAAAUCUUUAUAAAGAGAAGCAAAAAAAAAAAAAAUAAAAAUUCAGACUCCAAAAUACAAGCGCCAUUGUCAGAACCAUUUUAGAUAAAAAUGGGUGAUCAUCUGGUUUUAAGCGUUGACCGUCUCAUAACACCUGAAAGUUUGCAAUCAAUACAACAAGCUGAGGCUGCAGGAUCUUCUGGUGAAGGUUCUUCUCAAGUUGCUGAGCCACAUGCUUGUGCUAUUGUUGUUAAGGAAGUGGAAGAACACGAGGAAGUGGAAGAACAUGGCUCGUGUGAUGAAGAAGAACCACUUAUCCAGACAGUUGAAUGCCGAAUCUGCCAGGAGGAGGACAGCAUUAAAAAUUUGGAGACACCUUGUUCAUGCAGUGGCAGUUUGAAGUUUGCCCACAGGAAAUGUGUUCAGCAUUGGUGCAAUGAGAAGGGAGAUGUAACUUGUGAGAUAUGUCAUCAGCCUUACCAACCGGGAUAUACUGCGCCGCCACGUCCCCCGCAGUCGGAGGAUGCUACAAUUGAUAUCAGUGAGGGUUGGACAAUCUCUGGUGCUCCCUUGGAUUUGCGUGAUCCUCGAAUUUUAGCAAUGGCAGCUGCAGAACGCCAUCUUUUGGAGGCAGAUUAUGAUGAAUAUGCUGAUACCAAUGCUAGUGGAGCUGCAUUUUGCCGCUCUGCUGCCCUAAUUCUAAUGGCUCUUCUACUCUUGAGGCAUGCUCUAUACCUAACCAAUGGAGAUGGGGACGAUGAUGCAUCUACAAUUUUCUCUCUUUUCCUGCUUCGUGCUGCCGGCUUUCUUCUCCCAUGUUACAUCAUGGCCUGGGGCAUCAGCAUAUUGCAACGCCGAAGGGAGAGACAGGAAGCGGCAGCUCUUGCAGCAACUGAAGUUGCAUUUAUGAUACAGGCAGGGCAACGUCGGGGUGUACAGUUCAGUAUAGCACCAGAACCUGCAGAGACUCCUCAUCAGGAGCCACUUCAAUAAUGUGACAGUCCUUUUCUCUGGUAAGAGGCAAUGGUGGUGAAGAGGGUAGGUUAGUAAUGAAGCUAUGGGUAAAUUGUUUUACUCAAUCUACUAGCAGUGAAAGAACGAUGUGGUUGUGUUCCUUGCAGUUAUUUUGUUGUAUUGUUUUUCAGAAAACCCUGAAGGCCUUCUCUGUUUUCCUCCUUAUUUGAAGGCAUUAAUUUCACUGUUUAUGUUUGUACUCACAUCUUGAAUCUCAUUGCCUCAUAUUCUCUGCAUGAGGAACUUGGAUUACUGGAGUUGUUGUCGGAGAAAUAUAAAUCCAAACUUUCUUGGAUA
Durio zibethinus is the source of this 1414-nucleotide messenger RNA. RefSeq lists its product as uncharacterized. Gene Ontology annotation, biological process: protein ubiquitination. Gene Ontology annotation, cellular component: membrane. Gene Ontology annotation, molecular function: ubiquitin-protein transferase activity; zinc ion binding. The record is from RefSeq and is a predicted model, not a curated record. NCBI's taxonomy places the organism in Eukaryota, Viridiplantae, Streptophyta, Magnoliopsida, Malvales, Malvaceae.